GUAUUAAUAUCAGUCUUGAUUUAUUUUAAUCUUCUGAUAACUCAAAAAAAAAAACAUGUAGUCACUGCUAUAAAUAUGGUUGUUAAAAAUAUUGUUAAAAAAAUAAAUAAAUAAAAAGAAACCAAAGAAGUCUUGAAUGCGACUCGAAUGCGGCUGUUAAAUAGUUUACGCGACAAUGGUGGCUAUAGUGGAGCUCUUGAGUCUGCUGCUGGUGUCAGUGUUGUGGGGAUGCACCAACCCCUUCUUAAAGAGAGGCACAGAGGGGAUUGCAAAUGUGACAAAAACCAAUAGGGUCUCGCAGCUACUGGCUGAGAUCAAGUUUCUUUUCCUAAACCUGAAGUACUUGGUACCAUUUCUUCUAAAUCAGAGUGGCUCAUUGGUCUACUACUACACACUGUCAACCACAGAGUUGUCUCUUGCUGUUCCUGUGGCCAACUCCCUCACCUUCCUUUGCACUCUGCUGACUGGCAAGUUACUGGGUGAAGAGUUUGGAGGCAAACAAGCUGUUUUGGGAAUGUUUCUCACCAUGGCCGGCAUCACUCUAUGCAUCAUAAGCUCCAUUGAUAGCUAAGACACUGGAUGACAGAAAAUGGCUAAGGUGGUGCUCUAAUGAAGAUAUGGAUUAAACAAAAAUGUUCCUCCACUGUCAACGGAAUUCCUCAGCAGGGAAACAACACAGACCAAAGGUGCAGGAAGACUGGAAUGGAGAAAAAUUUAGAUUCAAGUGACAACACAGUAGCUUCAAAAGGCCUCUCUCGGAAGAAAAAGUUGAAGGAGUGGGUUCAUGUAGGGUUCACUUCAGAGCUAGACUGAAUUAUGGUGUUCCCAGUAAAACUUUUACUUGUAAACACUCUGCUGCCCUCCAUGUGGCUGGCAUUUGCAUAGAUGCUAUAGAGACAACAUGCAGUCAAGACAGAGAUUUAAAAUGGACCAAUUAGAUGUCACCUCCUGGUUUACAAGGGCUUUUUAUGGCAGCUGCCUUCUGUUUUCUGCAGCUUGUGUUUCAAUGAGAGUUGGACACAGGAGCAGACAGAUAGUUCAGCUGUUACACUGGAGGAUGAAUUUUCUCCUCUUCCUCCCCCUUCUUCUUAGCUGCCUUUAGUACAUGUUGUAUUGGUGAAUUGGUAAAUGCUCCCCUUUCAUAUUAGGGUAAAGGACCUAAACAGAGAGUGGUCCCGUUUCAAUCGUGUCUGAAAAAGUACAGAAUAAAUAUACAAGGCACAUAACUAUAAUGAAUAUUUUUAUUUUUACAAUAUUUAAUUUAAACAAUACACUGUACAGAUGUGGUUUUGUUAAUAUUGUAGUAAUAAAUUGUUUUGUUUUUG
Melanotaenia boesemani (Boeseman's rainbowfish) is the source of this 1325-nucleotide messenger RNA. RefSeq names its product transmembrane protein 234 (gene tmem234). The transcript has 5 exons. NCBI's taxonomy places the organism in Eukaryota, Metazoa, Chordata, Actinopteri, Atheriniformes, Melanotaeniidae. The record is from RefSeq and is a predicted model, not a curated record. Bases 176 to 571 code for a protein of 131 amino acids.